AUUUUCUCCACACCAAUCGCUUAAGAAACGAAGGGUUUCUGUAUCCUUUAUGAAGGAACCAUCGAUCGCCUCCAUCUUUUCUUCUCCCUCUCGCAAAGAUCGACGGCCUACUCCUUAAUUGCCGGUUGCCGGCCGGCUUCUACUCCGGCCGUUGAGUACCAAAUACAGGCCUAGCAUAGGUUGGGGUUGCUCUAGAUGAGAAUCUGGCUGUUAACGGUGUUUAUGAUCGCCGGAUCCAGCCCGGUCUGAGAAGCCGCCGAUUCCUUGCAUGGCCUCGGCUAUCCUGGCAAGCCGGAAUGAGUCGUAUUGGGGAGAGCAGAAGGUUUAUAUGAAGAAAAACCCUAAUUCUAAUCAUAGCCCAAGGCUUUUUCCCAACGCAAACCCUAACCCUAACCCUAACUCUAACCCUAACCACAUACCCUAUCCUAACGUCCGAGGCGGCUAUGAAACUAAUCAACGCAAUGAGAAAGAUGACGCCUUUGUUGCGGCAGGACCUGCCUUUUCUGAGGAUUCCUCCUCAUUUAACUGGGAACCAAUCAGCCGGGCUGUUGAAUUUGGAGGCGCUUCUGCUAACUAUGUCAGUUUCAACAUCUCGAGCUUGUCAAAGAAAGAUCUACGGGAUUUGAAACGGAGGCUGGUUUCUGAGCUGGAGCAGGUCCGAAGCGUCACAAGCAGGAUUGAAUCACGAGAGCUCCAAUCCUCGGCUAGAUCUGUGGGAUACUCUGCUUCUGGGAUCUAUUGCAGCAGCCGUGAGGUCACAUCCCCUGCUGCACUUCAGCAGAACCAUCUUUCCCAGCCUGGGUCUUUCAGCGAAAAGGAGGUCAAAGUUUCAGAGGCCAAAAGGGCACAUCUGUCUCCGCUGCCCAACAAGGAAUUGUUUGGGAUGGCAAUGUCGACUCUCUCUCCAAGAGCUGCGUUGGAUUCCAAGAAUCUUCUUUCAGCCAUUAUGAAGAAGUGCACACAGAUCCUGGCAAGGCUGAUGAAACAUAAGGGAGGUAUGUGGUUUAAUUCCCCGGUAGAUGUGCAGGGGAUGGGAUUGCAUGACUACCGGCUGAUCAUUAAGCAUCCAAUGGACCUUGGGACAGUUAGAUCCAAGUUAAAAAAUGGCUUGUAUAAGACACCCUUAGAUUUUGCAGAGGAUAUCAGACUGACCUUUAACAAUGCUCUUAUCUAUAAUCCAGAAGCUCAUGAGGUACAUAAAUUGGCAGCAAUGCUUCUCCGUCAGUUUGAGGGUCUUUUUGGACCAGCAUAUGCCAAGUAUGAAAAGCAGCUGGUUGGCAUUGCCAAGCAAAUGGAAGAGAAGCAGCUGUGCUCUUCUUGGAACCCCCACCCGGUUUCUGAGAAUUCAAUGAGAGCAGAUUUGAGACCUGUUCUAUCUCCUCCACCAAUUCGAUCGCCGGCUCCUGUUCACCCGCAGCAGCGAAUCCAUUCUAACCAAGUUGGCUCGGCUUCUUUAUCAUCACCUCACCAUCUUCAACCACCGCAGCAGCAAUAUCCCAUCACUGCUAGAACGAUAGGAACAAAGCUACCAAAGCCCAAGGCCAAAGAUCCAAACAAGAGACCUAUGAGCUUUGAAGAGAGGCAAAAAUUAAGCUUUGGGCUACAAAGCCUGCCAGAGGAGAAAAUGAGUCAAGUAUUACAGAUUGUCAAAAAGAGAAAUGUUGACACUCAACAAGAUGGCGAUGAGAUUGUUCUAGACUUCGAGACUAUGGAUACAGAGACGCUUUGGGAACUGGAUAGAUUUGUUUACAACUGCAAGAAGACGCUGAGCAAGAUCAAGAGGCAAGAAGCCUUAGCUGGAAACAUCGUCUCUUCUGCUCCAACCUCAUCAGCUGCCCAACCAUCAGUUCCGGCUGAUGCAAGCCACAAGUCACCUAUUGCCGAUGACACAACUGCCAAGAGGUGCAAGAAAGGUGAUCCUGUUGAUGAGGAUAUUGACAUUGGUGAGGAGAUGACAUCGACCAAUUAUCCAUCUGUUGAGAUUGAAAAGGAUGAUGGGCAUGCCAGUAGCUCCAGCAGUUCUGGCACCGAUUCCUCUUCUUCCAGUGAUUCAGAUUCGGGGAGUUCAUCUGGAAGUGAUUCUGAUGAUGAAGAUGGGCGCUCGCCAGUUAGACAUUCUGGAUCUUGUCCGCCUAACUAACAUAGGUAAGCAUGCUGCCAUUAGGACGAUCUUAUAAAGUUUCUCUCUUUUUUUUGGUUUUGUUUUUGGAGGGGGGGGAUUUGUGGCUCUAUGUUCUGGUGUUAACGUUAGCUCUUAGCUAGAGAUUUGGGUAGAUAAAGUUUGAGUAAUUGAUGUUUUCACUUGUGUAUCUUAUGAUGUAAAAAGAAAGAAGGAAAAAGUGAAAAGAAACGGCUAGGGUAGCUCUGUGUUUUUCUGAAUUCCCCUCUUUUUGCUUACAGUGUAGCUUUUCUAUAACUCCUGAGCUUAAUUGAUUGAAGCAACACUGUGUGGCUUAUUGUGACUCUGGUUAUCUUA
Molecule: messenger RNA, 2476 nt
Organism: Dendrobium catenatum
Lineage: Eukaryota; Viridiplantae; Streptophyta; Magnoliopsida; Asparagales; Orchidaceae
Product: transcription factor GTE2-like
Exons: 3
Coding region: 269-2140 (623 amino acids)
Molecular function (GO): protein binding
Source: RefSeq, a predicted model, not a curated record